AUGGAACACUUAGAGAAAGAACGCAAGGAAGAUAUGGCUAAGUUUAAGAAUGAACUAAAGGUGGGCAAGGUCAAAGUGAAUUUUGAAGACUUUGACGGGGUAAAUGCCAUGGUUAUUACACUUCUACUAUUUUUCAAAGGUCGGCCGGAACAACCUAAUUAUAUGGACGGAGAUGUGUUCGAUGAGGUUGAGUCCAUGGUCCAAAUGGAGAGGGCCAAAGAAAUUGAGGUGACCCAAGAAAUUUCAAAGGAAGGGAAUACCCAACCUUGCAUCGUGGUGCCCAAAACGAAGGAAAAGUUGCCUGAGAAGGUGUGCUAUGAGAUGCCCGCCAAUUAA
Molecule: messenger RNA, 336 nt
Organism: Prunus armeniaca (apricot)
Lineage: Eukaryota; Viridiplantae; Streptophyta; Magnoliopsida; Rosales; Rosaceae
Source: the annotation of a GenBank genome assembly